Yarrowia lipolytica CLIB122 is the source of this 2958-nucleotide messenger RNA. RefSeq lists its product as uncharacterized. NCBI's taxonomy places the organism in Eukaryota, Fungi, Ascomycota, Dipodascomycetes, Dipodascales. Gene Ontology annotation, biological process: lipid metabolic process. The record is from RefSeq and is a predicted model, not a curated record. Gene Ontology annotation, molecular function: protein binding; phosphoric diester hydrolase activity.
AUGAAAUUCGGAAAGUACCUUGCCAAACGGCAAUUGGAGGUGCCCGAAUAUGGAAACUACUUCAUCAACUACAAGGCGCUCAAAAAGCUCAUCAAGUCGCUGUCCAACCAGGCGGCGGCCGGAGGGAACGUCGAGCAGGCGCUGAGAGACAACAAGGCCACGUUCUUCUUCCGGCUGGAACGAGAGCUCGAAAAGGUCAACUCGUUCUACCUGCAAAAGGAGGCGGAGCUCAAGCUGCGAAUCGACAUUCUCAUGGAGAAAAAGGCCGACGCGUACGCCUCGGGCUCGCUAACCUCGUCCACCUCCGUGUCGUACAUCUCGCUGUACGAGGGCUUUCAGCGGUUCCGUCGUGACCUGUCCAAACUCGAGCAGUUCAUCGAGCUCAACGCCACGGGCUUCUCCAAGGUGCUCAAAAAGUGGGACAAGCGGUCCAAGCAGCAGACCAAAGAAUUGUAUCUGUCACGAGCAGUAGAGGUCCAACCCGUGUUCCACAGAGACAUUCUGGCGCGUCUCAGCGACCAGGCGUCGUCUUCCAUUCUGGAGCUGGAGGCCUGGGCCGACGGAGACGUGAUUUUCGACGACUCUCGACGAGGCUCCGAGAUCCAGGCCGCCACAGCCCCAGCCACAGCUCCCGCCACAGCCCCCGUCACAGCCCCCGUGGCCCCAGUGACGGCUCCCGGAGCCAAGGACGACGAUCUGUACUACGAGUUUGUCGAAACCGCCAGCGCCGAAAACGUGACGACGGCAGACAUCUCCGAGUGGGUGGAGGUGCUCAAGAAGGUGCGAGACGCAAAGUCCCGAGUGACGCGUAUUUUCUUGCUGUCCAUCUCCACCUCGGCGUCCAACGCGGCUCUCUUGGCGCUCUAUGAAUCCGGACUCGUUGAUCUGAACGCCAGCGACGCUCUCAACGGCCGGAACGUGCUCCACGAGGCCGCCAUGGCAACAGCUGUCGACCGAACAGCCAUUCUGGAGCUCGCAGUGUCACAGGGCGUGUCAUUAUUGGCACGUGACUUUUACGGCCGAACGCCCCUCCACUACGCCUGUCUCCACAACCAGCGAAAGCUGCUCAAAAUGUUUGUGGACCAGGGCGCGGAGGUCAACGCGCUCGACAAGGACAACUUCACGCCGCUGCUGUACUCCGUCAUCAACCAGUACUCCGACUGUGUGCGUGAUCUCAUCUCCAUGGGCGCCUCUGUGGACGCCGUGUCGGACAAUGGAUACAUCCCCCUCAAUCUGGCGUGCCAGUACGGUGUGUACGACGCGUCCGAGAUCAUUUUGCAAAACAAGCCGCGUCACGAACCCGACGCCGAGGGCCUGUUUGCGCUUCACAUUGCUGCCCGAGCAGGACACUCAUCCCUCGUGAGCCUGCUGCUCAAGUACGACGCCGACGUCAACGAGCUGGACAAGCUGAACCGGUGGACGGCAUUGUUUCAUGCCGCCAACGAGGGCCAUGAGCAGGUCCUCGAGACUCUUCUUUCUGCCGGAGCCAGAACCGACAUUCUGGACGAGGAACGGCACUCGGCACUGUACUACGCAGCCUGGGAGGGCCAUGUCAAGUGCAUGCACCGGCUGGCCGACCUGGAGGCGACCGUCAAGCUCCAGGAGGUGGAUAUCGACAUGAAGUCGCCGGUGGACGUGCAGAUCAACGACCUGAGCGGGCUGGACGAGCUGGACGGAAUCCCAGACCUGUCUCUGCCCCCUCCCAUUCUUCCCUUCCGAAGAUAUGGCCACAACUUCUUGGACCAGAAGAUUUUCGUGCUCAUCACGUUAGCAGGCUCGACUCCCGUGAAGUUUGUUUCUGAAGAAGCCACUCUGUCGUCUGGCCAGUUGCGAAUCUCGUCCAAAAACGACCACUCGGUGAUUCCCCGGUCUGUUCCUCUGGCCAUGUCUGAUACAGACCGAGCCAUGUCGUUCCAGCUGGACUCUCUGGACGACUUUGCGCUGGAUUUCGAGAUUUUCCCUACAUUUGGAACCCGAAUCAUUGCGAAAACAGCUGCCCUGCCCUACAUAUGGCGAGCCACCCUUACACAGUUCCACCAGAGCUACACGUUGCCUCUGUUUGACAUGCGACUGCAUACUAUUGGUGAAAUGUCGUUUGACGUGCAAGUGGUUCGACCCUACAAGGGUACUCCUCUUGAAAUCACAAAAUACGACACGUACUGGAAGAGCACAGGCACUUCGCAGCAGUCGCUAUCGUUCGUCACAGCCUCGUCGGUUUCCGGACAAUAUGCUCGUUUGACUAUCUGCGUCACUUCGGACGGUGUGCCUGUGGUCACUCCCUCCUGGAAGGUGGAUGUGGGCCAUGGUAUUCGCGUUGGAGUCAACACUCUGACGUAUGAAGAGCUUAAAAAGUGCACAAACGGCGUGGUUAGCGACCUAUCUACGGUCUCUGACCCCGUGGAGGUUCACAGAGUGCUCUCUAACUCCACGCUGCCUCUUGCAGAAGUGCUCAAGCUGCUCCCCAUCACCGUCAAGCUUGAUCUGAACGUGAUCUUCGCUGCAUCUGACCUCAACCAUUACGUGGACACGGUUUUGGAUGUGCUGUUUGCUCAUGCACGUGACACUCACGACACUAACCGCAUGUCGAACGGCGAUCCUGCUCCUCGAGCCACCCGGUCCAUCAUUCUAUCGUCCGUCAACCCCGACGUAUGUACUGCCCUUAACUGGAAGCAGCCCAACUACCCUGUCUUCUUUGUCAUGCGAAAUGGUACUUUCAACGAGCCCACCGAUCUCGACCGGGUUUCUGUGUCUGUCAAGGAGGCUGUGCUGUUUGCUAACGGCAACAACAUGCUUGGUUUGGUCUGCGAUGCGCGGUUGCUAAAUCUGGUGCCUGCUCUAGUGGAGAGCAUCUGUUCGUCGGGUCUGGUGCUAGUCAGUGAUGGAGAGCAUGAGUGCAAGGGAGUCAAGGCAAUGCGAAAUGAGAGCGUGGUGGAGUUUCACAACAGCAUUGAUGUUUAA